CUUGUGAUAUCUGGAUUAGCUGUCCGGAAGAACAGAAGGAGCUGAAUGUUACCGGUGCUGCGGGAAUUUAAAAAAAACAACAGGGCUUCUGUGUGUGUAAGAAAUUUGCUACCGGCCCGGGAAAAGCCAGACUGUUGUGCGGUCUAGCUGAAAAGCUCUUGUAGUAGCCAUGGCUGGAGUUGCAUUGAAGAGAGAAGGACCUCAGUUCAUCAGUGAAGCUGCAGUGCGAGGGAACGCCGCAGUGCUUGACUAUUGCCGGACCUCUGUGUCUGCCCUGUCUGGGGCCACUGCUGGGAUUCUCGGUUUAACCAGUUUAUACGGCUUCAUCUUUUACUUCCUCGCCUCUUUCCUGCUGUCACUUCUGUUAGUAUUAAAGUCUGGACGGAAGUGGAACAAAUAUUUUAAAUCCAGGAAGCCACUGUUUACGGGCGGUCUCGUCGGUGGCCUGUUCACUUACGUGCUUUUCUGGACUUUCCUUUACGGCAUGGUGCAUGUGUAUUGAAGCCUGCUGCGUGGUCCUGUCACUCGGAAUUGAUCUUUUUAAUGGAUUACAAGGACCUACACUGAACACGAGGAUCUAGUUUUUAAAAUACUGAACCGGCUGCUUUGCUUGGUUCCUGUUAGUAACUUAUAUAGAUCAUAUUUGUAUAUGUUCUCUAAUUAAACAUCUUGUCAACAUCUAGAAUACUUGCAGUUAAUGAAAGAAGUAAUUGAGCACGUAGUAAAGUUACGGGAUAUAUCUUCCAAUCCAGUAUAGCUGGCGUAAAUAAUCAAUUCAAUCUGCCCAUACUGAUGAGUGGAUAUAAUUAAGAUCCAGCGAUUGAUGUGUAUUUUGGGCUAAGCGAUAGAACAUAUUGGCCUAUGUAUAAAAAAAAAAAGCUAUGCAUUCAUUACAGGUCAACUUUGUAUUUCAUGUAUUUUCCUUUUUUUUUUGCCCCUUUAUAUUUACACGUCAUGGGUGGCUGAAAUGAAAACCGCAAAGUUCAUUGUUUGCAUUGACUUCAAAGAUGUUACAGUUUGCACCUGUUAAAGGAACAGUAACACAAUCUGUUGAACAUACUUUUUGCUUGUAGUUUUAAUUCAGACAUUUGUGUGAUUUUAUGUCCUGCACUAAACGGGUCGAUAUUUGUUUCAAUGGAUUAAAGUCAUACUCUACUUCCUGUUCAUAUAAGCACAAACAUGUCAUCAGUCCACCGAGAAGCCCAGAUUGUGCUUACAUGAGCCAGAAGAAGGUUCCUUUACUUAUGAUUUCAAUGUCUGCUCUGUUUAGUGCAAUAAAUAACACAAACCAUAAAUACACGAUAACAAACAAAAGGCAAAAGUAUGUUGAGCACAAGCCCUAGUCAUUGACCUAAUGUUGAAUAAAAGGUUUACUUCCACUUUAUAAUUUGCAGAAAUGCUGCAGCAUUGAUACCUCUGGGAUUUCUUACUGUGGUUUUUCGGCACCACCGAGUCUGCCUGUUGUAGGCACAGACAUAUAAGUCCAUUCACCAGAAGCUAACUCAAGUGGGGGGGGGGGUUAUUUAUCAAAAUCCGAAUUUCUUUAAUUUUUUAAACGGGUGGUUCACCUUAAAGGUGACUUUUAAUAUGUUAUAGAAUGAACAAUUGGUUGGUUUUCAUUAUUUUUUUAUAGUUAUUUGCCUUUUUCUACUGACUUUUUGCAGCUUUCAAAUGGGCGUUGCUGACUCCAUUCUAAAAAGCAAAUCUCUGUAAAGCUACAAAUGUAUUGUUAUUGUUACUCGGUAUUCCUCAUCUUUCUAUUCAGCCCCUCUCCUAUUCAUAUUCCAGUCUCUUGCAAUGCAUGGUUGCUAGGGGAAUUUGCACUGUAGCAACCAGAUUGCUUAAAAUGUAAAUUGAAGAGUUGCUGAAUAAAAAGCUAAAUAACUCAAAAACCUUAAAUAUUAAAAAAUGAAAACCAUUUGCAAAUUGUCUCAGAAUAUCACUCUCUACAUCAUACUAAAAUUUACCUCAAAGGUGAACAACCCCUUUAACUUAAAAUAUCCAACCAAACUAGAAUCCACCAUCUAUUUAAUGAAUAAAAAACCACGACUUUUUCAGAUCGUUGAGCAAAAAAAAUGAUUUUAUUUUUUUUUUAAUUUUGUGAAAUAGUCGGAAAAUCCCAAAAUGUUUGGAUUAUUUACAAAACCAGCACAGACAAUAAUAUCUUCAAAUUCCAAGUAGGACCUCUGCCAUUGUCUUCUACAGGAACUCAACAGGUUGAAGAUCGAGUAUUUUUGGAUUCUGACUUUUUGCAGCCUUGGGGUAUAAUAAAUAUCGAAAUAUUUGAGUUUUUAGCAUUCGGGCUUUAAUAAAUAAAACCCUAGGACUCACUAGUUUAGCAGUAGCCAAGCUCAAAGUCGCUACUGGCCAGAAUUGAUAUAUUUUGUUGUUCAGUUUGUUUAUUGUAGCCUUUGUUUUGGAAUUAAGUGACACCUCUGCUCUCUCCUUUUGCAGGCAUGAAGCCCUGUUAUAUUUGAUGCAAAAUCCAUGGUAUUAAACAUUUAAGCAAUUGUUUAAAAUUGUCCAUACAACAGAAAUGUGAAUAAAUAUGAUUUGAGACCUGUU
Xenopus laevis (African clawed frog) is the source of this 2565-nucleotide messenger RNA. It is a transcript of the gene emc6.S, whose product is annotated as ER membrane protein complex subunit 6 S homeolog. Lineage: Eukaryota; Metazoa; Chordata; Amphibia; Anura; Pipidae. The record is from RefSeq and is marked provisional. Gene Ontology annotation, cellular component: EMC complex; cytoplasm; endoplasmic reticulum. Gene Ontology annotation, biological process: protein folding in endoplasmic reticulum; autophagosome assembly.